AUGUCCGAGACCAUGGGUGAUAUACAGUCAUUUCUCUCCUCGCUGGUCUCCUGGAAGGCCUUAGCACUGACUCUGGCAUUGGUCAAUCUCAAGAACCUCCCCCUAGGGUGGCACGUCCGUCUAUUCUACUGUUUCGUCCGCAAUAUACGAUGGCGUAUCGAUGACCCGUUUUUCCCCAAGGGAACAGCCCUGGUCAAUGCUCAGGGGAAACCGACGCAUCCGAUUUUCGCCCCGUACGGAAUCACAUCGCGGACACCCCUUCUCGAGACGGACUACAACCUGCACAAAUCCAAUAGCACGUAUUUCUCCGACCUAGAUGUGGCACGGACGGCACUGGCGACCCGUCUGUAUAGCCCUGGCGUGUCGAUCGUCAGCAAGGAGCUGGAUAAAGAGCUUCUAGCGACGGGGGAUGCGAGCAAAGCCGCACACGCGCACAAGGCCAUCUACAUCGCUCUUGGCUCGGUGCAUUGCAGUUUCAAGCGUGAGAUUAAGCCCUUCGAGCUGUACGAGAUCGAGAGCAAGAUCAUCGCAUGGGACCAGAAGUGGUUGUAUAUCAUGACCUUUUUCCUGCGGCCUGCCUCGGGCAAGAAUAAGAAGAGAACUCUCUUCGCUACCGCGCUGAGCAAGUACGUCGUCAAGAAGGGCCGUCUGACGGUUCCCCCCGAGCGGGUUCUUCGGGCCAGCGGGUUUCUUCCCCCGCCCCCCGAGGGUGUUUCGUUGGAAUCCGUGGAUUUCUCGUCUGCCGAUGCAUCUGUCAGUCAGACGCCGGUUAGUGGAGAGGGAAUCGCGGCGAGUACGGCUGUUGAUGGCGGAUCGCUGGUGCGCGAGGUGCUCAGAGUCACUGAUGACAAGCUCUCCAACCCGCAAGCCCUGGCGGAGCAGACCAAGGCUAACACGGAGUCGUGGGAUCCCAAUGAAUGGACCUACGAGAGGAUCGACCAGGAGAGACGAAGGGGGUUGCGAGUCGUGGAGGGAUGGGCCAAUUUAGAUGCCAAGCUGUUUGCGGAGUGGCAGUCGGAGUAA
Molecule: messenger RNA, 1023 nt
Organism: Monascus purpureus
Lineage: Eukaryota; Fungi; Ascomycota; Eurotiomycetes; Eurotiales; Aspergillaceae
Source: the annotation of a GenBank genome assembly